GAAUGACGGAUGACUCCAUUUGCAUGUCGUACCAGUCUGGCGUGCGUAGCAGACUGCAGCGAAGCAUCCUCGACCGACCCGAUCAAAAUCUACAGGCCGUGCUUUCCCACGGUGAUCCGCCAACGGUUUCACCGAACCGUCACCAAUCUCAACGCACUCCAUCAUGGAUCUCCCACGCCUGAUCCCACCGUCAUUUGAUCCGCCGGUGAGCAAUUUAAGUCGAGGCUCGAGGCACGAAAUCCGGAGAUGGCAUGCGAAGAGCUCCGCCCCGACCGCACGGCCCUCGGUGUCCUCCGCUUAACGUGUCCCACCGCUGCCAUCCGUGUCGGCAGCCACCGGUUAAACCACGUCAGGAAACAGAUCUCUUCCCAACGUGUACGGCGUAUACGUUACAUGUCGUCGAUCGACGCCUUGUGUACGGCUCCGACGUCCCCGUUACGUACUUCGAAGCCGGGAUCUUCGAAUUCGUCCGCGGGGGCCACACCGUACCCCAGUAGCGAAGCGGGUACGUGACUCGAAAGUUUUUUCCCCCACGCCGAAAUAGCGACGGUUAAAUGGAAACCGACGGUUGGAAGUUUUACGCAGUCAAGAAACUGUUGCCCACAAGGAAAGGACAUACAAGAAGGAUCCAGCCGAUGGAGCAAUCAGAGCCUUUGGAUCUCGAACGGUCGGCCCGACGCUUCCUUCGGGGCGCUCGAGAAGGCGUCGGGCCGUACGGGGCCACCGGCUAAGCCGGUCUCCGCCUCGUUUAAGUUCCUAUUCUUACCCCUUUUCGAAGGCGUGGUAUAUAAAAGUGCCCCUUUUGUUUCUGCCGUUCCAUGGAUUGAUAUCACGGCCAAUUCCGUCACACUGCUCGCUUCCUUUUUGAUUCCGCCUCUUGUUCACCGUAGCCUUCCUGUUCGUUUCUUCCUUGGUUUCCUGCCUUCCCUUCCGCUCGCAACAUGACGAAAGAACGAAACGGUGAGCCAGUCGGCGACAGGCGAAAACAGCAGCAGAAGAGGAACAUGAAGAAGAGGAUGCGGAUGGGGUGCGGCUCGAUGGUGGGUUCGGAGCGCUGCGUCUCCUGCACCACCUUCAACAUUCUGGCGCCGAUCUACAAACGGCUCAGCGAGGGGGUGAGCAGCCCAUUCUUCGGCUUCGGAUCGUGGGAGAGUCAGUGCAGGGCGUAUUGGUUGAGCCGGAACGAGAGGAUCAUCGACAGGCUCUUGGGCGAUCGUUCCUCCAUAAUCUGUCUCCAGGAGGUCUGGCUAGGGAAUGAUGAGCUCGUUGAUAUGUAUGAGAAGAGGCUAGGCGAUGCGGGUUAUGUCUCUUUCAAGCUCGCUCGGACGAACAACCGUGGCGAUGGUCUCCUCACCGCUGUUCAUGGGGACUACUUCAAGAUUCUAAACCAUCAGAAAUUGCUCUUUAAUGACUUUGGAGAUCGUGUUGCCCAGCUCUUACAUGUUGAAUCGGUUGUUCCUUUUUGGCAUGGGCAAAAAAGCAGUGUCCAGCAACAAGUCCUCAUUGUGAAUACCCAUUUAUUGUUUCCUCAUGAUUCUAGCUUGUGUAUAGUUCGUUUGCAACAGGUAUAUAAGAUACUUCAACAUAUCGAAACAUAUCAGAAAGAGUACAAUCUUGAUUCUGUGCCUAUCAUACUCUGUGGUGAUUGGAAUGGAAGUAAGCGUGGGCAUGUUUACAAGUUUCUUAGAUCCCAAGGGUUUGUAUCAUCAUACGAUACCGCUCAUCAGUACAGUGAUGUCGAUGCCCACAAGUGGGUAAGCCACCGAAAUCACCGUGGGAACAUAUGCGGAGUUGAUUUUAUAUGGCUUCUAAAUCCAAAUAAAUACAGGAAACCCUUGAGAACUAGCUGGAAUGAAGCUGUAUUUGGCAUUAUCAAGUAUCUUCUGCGAGCAGCUUCUCUUGCAGAGGAUAAUGCAUUUGCAUUCCUUAAGGUGGACAGUCCUGGUGAUUACAUUACCUACUCUGGUUUCUGUCAAGCACUCCAUCAGCUAGGUGUAGCUGGCCAUCCUCAUGGUCUUAGCCCUGACGAUACCAAGGAUUUAUGGAUUCAGGCUGACACUGACAGGAAUGGUUCUGUGGACUAUGAGGAAUUCCAGCAGCAAAUUUGGAGUCCCAAGUGUCGGGAACCUUUAGAGGAGCAAAUAGCUGUGGAAACAGGAGGAACACAAGCAAGAGAAGGGGGACAGCUGGCCUUUGGUUUUAACGUGAAGGAUGCGGUCCUCUUCCCGCCGGAGGUCGAGCAGGGGACAUGGCCAGAGAAUUACUCUCUUUCCGACCAUGCACCAUUGACUGUUGUAUUUUCACCUGUAAGGAUUCCUUGUGGUCAACCAGUUUGCUAAGUAAGCACUGAUCUAAGGUGCAAUGUAGGUCCAAAUGCACUGCCUGUUCAAUGUAAAGCUUGCAGAGAUGAGAGUAGGAUACUUGAUCUUAUGUACUUGUAGCUAAAAUGAGUAUGCGAAACAGUAGAGCUUUUGGAUAGUCUUCUGAGAGAGAUGUUUUUGUUCUCUGUCAAAAAGAAACCAUUUUUAAUGUCAUAAUAUGGAAUAAUACUCUAUGAUUCUUUGCCUUCCCUACCGGCUAGG
Molecule: messenger RNA, 2582 nt
Organism: Musa acuminata AAA Group (dessert banana)
Lineage: Eukaryota; Viridiplantae; Streptophyta; Magnoliopsida; Zingiberales; Musaceae
Exons: 11
Coding region: 942-2339 (465 amino acids)
Molecular function (GO): 3'-5'-RNA exonuclease activity; calcium ion binding
Source: RefSeq, a predicted model, not a curated record